GAUCAAUUGGCUCGAUAAUAUGUAUUUACAUUUAUGAUCCUUGAGAUUUCGUGUACACCAGACGAGUCACAUAUGAACAUUUUAUCAAUAAAACAUUUUCAUUAAAGUUAAACGCUUGGAUAAGUUAACUGCUAUCAAUAUAUUAUUAAUGAAGUACUUCGGAUUAAAUGAACACACAUCAAUUAUUAACCAUACAAAAAUUUGUAAUUAUCGGAGAGAAUUUGGUAAAAUAAAUGAGACAAUCACGAACGUAACUUGGAUAAAUCAAUAUAGACUAAAAUACAAUAAUAAGUUAAUGGAAACGCAAUUUGGGUGUACAUAGUGAUAAACCAACCGAGAAUAUACUAGAAUGGUACUCCAUGAAAACACUCAAUAAGCUUUAUAAGAGGAGCCAGAAAGUGAAGUGUUAAGACAAUACGAGCUGGAGAAUUCUAAGGAAUUAUCUAAUAAAAGGAAUCUGUGAUCAAUACAAGAUAAUAUAAAAAGCGUGAUUUAUAAUAUUAAGUUCACGAUGACAACCGCUAUCCCACACCCGGUGAUGUAUUCUACGCAUCAAACAGACUUCACGGGCUUUCAACCAAAGGUCACCGAUGAUACAAUAGCAACAACAGGAUUUGUACCUCACCUGGAAAGUUAUCAUCAGAAGGCUUCGUUGGAUGACCAAAUAAGGUGCGAAGAACUUAUAGAUCAAAUAGAAAAGACAUCUAGGCCACAGCGCCCCCUUUCUGGAACGCACAGGGUCACCCUCCCACCCAACUAUAGACGAGGCUACGCAGGGCCAACUCUUAAACGACCCCAAUCAGCUAUGGCUGCACUAGGCGAUAUGAAAAUGAAGAAUGCGGAGUUUUUAAACCCAUAUCAGACAACAUAUCACAAGGAAUAUUUUGAAAGAGAUACUCAACCGGCAGAUGCUGAGAGGCCGGGUUCUUCUCAAGGUUUUACAGCUUCAUAUGGCUUGUCGGAGCCUAUAGGCGAUACCACAUACGGUACAGAGUUCUCGGAUAAAGGGUACAUGAAACCAGAGCAGAUAAGAACUGGAAGUUCCAGUGGACACAGAAAAAACAACCCGCACCCCUUAAAGGCGUUUAUGGUUUGGAAAUUUCCAAAAGGCAUCAAGGGGGAACAACCCAAUAGUGAAUGGGCGACACAGCUGACCGAUGAAAUGAUGGAUAAAGUUUGUAGGGGAAAGACAAAAUCAACAUACCAGUCAGACUUCAUGGGAAUCCCUCAAGGUUUCCAAGUAAAGGAGGCGUUUGAUGUUAAGGAUGACUGGAGAUCGAAUGUUCCUUAUACAUUGGACUCGUGUAAAAGAUGGAGCUACCAAAAGCCCAACCAACAAGCCAUACUUAAAGAAAACACAACCAGAUAUGGGUGCAAUAAAAAUAAAACGAUUCCUGUUGCUGGAACAGUGCCAACCGUUUCAAUGAGGCAAUUACACCUGAAGAAGAGUACAACAUAUGAACGAGAAUACAACAAUAGACUACGAGAAAACAUACAGGGCGCCAAGGAAUACCAACGUAUAUAUCCAGGAACAGAAAAUUUAAGAAGAUCAAUAGAAGCAACUGGAACAUCAAGAGAAAAGUCAGCCCUUCAGGGUCUUAUCAAAACUAGUCGUGCCCUAGGUAGCCCUGGUCGCGUCACCUCCCGGGGGAGAGAAGAAACUCCAAAAUGGAUGUCAUCAUUCGUUGGGCCUAUGUAAUAGCAAGGAAUACCCGUACAACGACUUAAUGUGAUAUGGAAUUACCAAAAACAGUUUUGAACUCUAUUUUCAUAUAUUUGGAUAUCUGUGAUGUGGACAUUAUUUUGCAAACGAAAGUCGUGUAUCAAUACCCACUUUGUAUUGAAUCCCUCUAUUACAUGCCUAUUAUAUAAAGGGAAU
Owenia fusiformis is the source of this 1879-nucleotide messenger RNA. Lineage: Eukaryota; Metazoa; Annelida; Polychaeta; Sabellida; Oweniidae. The record is from the annotation of a GenBank genome assembly.